Molecule: messenger RNA, 6996 nt
Organism: Alexandromys fortis (reed vole)
Lineage: Eukaryota; Metazoa; Chordata; Mammalia; Rodentia; Cricetidae
Gene: Sik2
Product: salt inducible kinase 2
Exons: 16
Coding region: 182-2962 (926 amino acids)
Biological process (GO): protein phosphorylation; intracellular signal transduction
Cellular component (GO): cytoplasm
Molecular function (GO): protein serine/threonine kinase activity; ATP binding; magnesium ion binding
Source: RefSeq, a predicted model, not a curated record
GCGCCGGCGCGCGCCUGGCUGGGCCCUGUGGGGCGGGAGGGAAGCAGCGCCGGAGCGAGAACGGCGGCCGUCGCCCAGAGCCUAGCCGCGCCGCCCGCCGCCCUCCUGCCCGCUCCGCGCCGCUUCACGCCGGCCCGCUCGUUCGCGCUCCAGUUGCCGUGUCCUGCAGCGGGGGCCCAGCAUGGUCAUGGCGGAUGGCCCGAGGCACUUGCAGCGCGGGCCGGUCCGGGUGGGGUUCUACGACAUCGAGGGCACGCUGGGCAAGGGCAACUUCGCUGUGGUGAAGCUGGGGCGGCACCGGAUCACCAAGACGGAGGUGGCUAUAAAAAUAAUAGAUAAAUCUCAGCUGGAUGCAGUAAACCUUGAGAAAAUCUACCGAGAAGUACAAAUAAUGAAAAUGCUCGACCAUCCUCACAUAAUCAAACUUUAUCAGGUAAUGGAGACCAAAAGUAUGUUGUACCUUGUGACAGAGUAUGCCAAAAAUGGAGAAAUUUUUGAUUAUCUUGCUAAUCAUGGCCGGUUAAAUGAAUCCGAAGCCAGGAGAAAAUUCUGGCAAAUUCUGUCUGCUGUUGAUUAUUGCCAUGGCCGAAAAAUUGUGCAUCGUGACCUGAAAGCUGAAAAUCUCCUGUUGGAUAACAACAUGAAUAUCAAAAUAGCAGAUUUCGGUUUUGGAAAUUUCUUUAAAACUGGUGAACUGCUGGCAACAUGGUGUGGCAGCCCCCCUUAUGCAGCCCCAGAGGUCUUUGAAGGGCAGCAAUAUGAAGGGCCACAGCUGGACAUAUGGAGCAUGGGAGUUGUUCUUUAUGUCCUUGUCUGUGGAGCUCUGCCUUUUGACGGACCAACUCUCCCUAUUUUGAGGCAGAGAGUUUUGGAAGGAAGAUUCCGGAUUCCAUAUUUCAUGUCAGAAGAUUGUGAACACCUUAUUAGAAGGAUGUUGGUCCUAGAUCCUUCCAAACGGCUAAGCAUAGCUCAAAUCAAGGAGCACAAGUGGAUGCUCAUAGAAGUUCCUGUACAGAGACCUAUUCUCUAUCCACAAGAACAAGAAAAUGAGCCAUCCAUUGGAGAAUUUAAUGAACAGGUUCUUCGAUUGAUGCACAGCCUUGGAAUUGAUCAGCAGAAGACUAUUGAGUCUUUGCAAAACAAGAGCUAUAAUCACUUUGCUGCCAUUUAUUUCUUGUUGGUGGAACGUCUGAAAUCACAUAGGAGCAGUUUUCCCGUGGAACAGAGACUUGAUGGCCGCCAGCGCCGGCCUAGCACCAUUGCGGAACAAACAGUUGCCAAGGCACAAACUGUGGGACUCCCAGUGACCUUGCAUUCACCGAACGUGAGACUGAUGCGAUCUACCCUCCUCCCACAGGCAUCCAAUGUGGAGGCCUUUUCAUUCCCAACAUCCAGCUGUCAAGCAGAAGCUGCCUUUAUGGAGGAAGAGUGUGUCGACACUCCUAAGGUGAAUGGCUGUCUGCUUGACCCUGUGCCCCCUGUCCUGGUGAGGAAGGGAUGCCAGUCACUGCCCAGCAAUAUGAUGGAGACUUCCAUUGAUGAAGGCUUGGAGACAGAAGGAGAGGCUGAGGAAGACACCAGUCAGGCCUUUGAAGCUUUCCAGGCCACACGGAGUGGGCAGCGACGGCACACUCUGUCAGAAGUGACUAACCAAUUGGUUGUCAUGCCUGGGGCAGGGAAAAUUUUCUCUAUGAGUGACAACCCCUCCCUUGACAGUGUGGACUCUGAGUACGAUAUGGGGUCUGCCCAGAGAGACCUGAACUUUCUGGAAGACAGCCCUUCCCUGAAGGACAUCAUGUUAGCUAACCAGUCUUCACCCCGCAUGGCAUCUCCUUUCAUAAGCCUCAGACCUACCAACCCAGCCAUGCAGGCUCUGAGCUCUCAGAAACGUGAGGUCCACAAUCGGUCCCCCGUGAGCUUCCGAGAAGGCCGCAGGGCAUCAGACACUUCCCUUACCCAAGGAAUUGUAGCAUUUAGACAACAUCUUCAGAAUCUUGCUAGAACCAAAGGAAUUCUGGAGUUGAACAAAGUACAGUUGCUCUAUGAACAAAUAGGAUCAGAGGCAGACCCUAACUUAGCAUCAGCUGCUCCUCAGCUCCAAGACCUCUCGAGCAGUUGUCCUCAGGAGGAAGUCUCUCAGCAGCAGGAAAGUGUCUCCACACUCUCUGCCAGCAUGCAUCCUCAACUAUCUCCACAGCAGAGCUUGGAAACCCAGUACCUACAGCAUCGACUCCAGAAGCCCAGUCUUCUACCAAAGGCCCAGAAUACUUGUCCAAUAUAUUGUAAAGAACCACCUCGGAGCCUGGAACAGCAGCUACAGGAACAUAGGCUUCAACAGAAGCGACUCUUCCUCCAGAAGCAGUCUCAGCUACAAGCGUAUUUCAAUCAGAUGCAGAUAGCCGAGAGCUCCUACCCUCGACCAAAUCAGCAGCUGGCUCUUCCCCAUCAGGAGACUUCACCGCCAUCCCAGCAGCCCCCACCAUUCAGCCUGACCCAACCCCUGAGCCCAGUCCUCGAGCCCUCUUCUGAGCAGAUGCAAUUUAGCCCUUUCCUCAGCCAAUACCCAGAGAUGCAGUUGCAGCCCCUGCCCUCCACACCCAGCCCCCGGGCUCCACAUCCCUUACCCUCACAAUUGCAGCAGCCACCCCCACCGCCUCCUCCUCCACCACCUCAGCAGCCAGGAGCUGCUCCAACCCCCUUACAGUUCUCCUAUCAGACUUGCGAGCUGCCAAGCACCACCUCCUCUGCACCAGACUACCCUGCUCCCUGUCACUAUCCUGUGGAUGGAGCCCAGCAGAGCAACCUCACAGGCGCGGACUGUCCCAGGAACUCAGGACUUCAGGAGACCCCAUCUAGCUAUGACCCGCUGGCCCUCUCUGAGCUCCCUGGACUCUUUGAUUGUGAAAUGCUAGAAGCCGUGGAUCCACAACACAAUGGAGUGGCUUGUCCUAUCAGCAGAUGAAUGCACUAAGCACAAAGCGUCUUCCUUAAAGCACAAGAAGAGAGCUACUACACUGAUGCUGCAUCUAGAAACACCUAUAAGUUGCCUUUCCUCUCUGUAGUAAGUGUCCAGGCAGGCAAGGGAAGACUAGGCAUGGGAAGUCUACGGAGAGCCAUCCUGGUCACCAGCCCAACCCCUGCCAGUGGUGGCGAUUCAAGCAUCUUUGAGGCUGGCCAGAGACUGUAGUUGUUGGGUCCCCACUGGUGCCAGGCUGCUUUGCAAAUGCGCUCUGCUUAGAAUUGGGCUGUGGGUGUCAGCAGGAAUGGAUAGCAGGAGGGACUGUCAUUUUUGUGAUUUAAUAACUGAAAAUCCAGUAAGGAUAAAUUGUGUUUCUCUUAUUGAUUCUGUUCCUCCUCAUGCUUAAGAUUGAUGAUUUUGUGAGAUAAAGAACAUCAUUUCAUUGGAGAGAUCAUUUCAUUAAGAUCUCUAAUACGUUUUAAAGCUUUGCAGAAUAAGCCAGCUAUAAAACGGGGCUUGAUUUGUUUAGACUGGAGGAGGAUGUUUUCCCAAAAUAUACUGCAGAAGCGCUGUAAUAUUGACAAAUGAAAAUGCCUUCCAGAUUGAAAAUGGGGGCCGCUCAUUUCAGGACUGCAGGAACAGCACCGCUACAGAUUGGCAUAAACCCCUGCCCCCCAACAGGGCUGUGAGCUGCUUAGCCCAGGAGACCUAGCAGCUAUGGCAGGACAGUUAGGCGACAGAUGAGGGGCUGCGGAGAGGCUGACAGAAGGUUAAAGGCUGCAGAGAGAAGCCGGGAGCACCCAUCAACAGCCAGCCUGUUAGGCACUGACACACAGAGUGGAGGUGAGGACAGACGCCUGGCGAAGAACACGAACCCUCCUGCUGGAUCUUGUAAGCUCCCGUGUGCUCCUCUCACUCUUUUCCAGUGGAAGUCCCUAACUCCAUGGCUAUCUUUACUUCCUGAGAUGGAAGCUGGUGAGAGCAGAUGGGCUCUGAUGGUCACUCGUCUGAUUGCUUCUGUUGUUGUCCCCUAACUAGUGACCAUGGAAGCUUCCAAGCCAUUUCUCCUCACAAGUACUAAAGUAACACUAAGAAGGCUUAGGCCCACUCUUGCUGAGAGGCAGCUUUGAAAUACUGACAUGCUCGCCUGUCAAUUCACAUCAGCAGUGUGUACACUACUGUAUAGUAACCCUUAGCUUUGUUAUCUUGUAAACCAGCCUCUCCAAAGAGACUGGUGAUUCAAACAUGAGGUAAAAUUUUCAUUUGGCAAAAGUGCAAUAUGUGUGGUACUUUUUUUAUUUUUGUUUAUGGUCUUUUGUUAUCCAGGUAUCACUCUCUGCUUUGGGGGAAAUGCAUUAGUUCUGCAGUCUCCAGUUGGGCAAGUGUGUCUCUAGUAUUUACAUGCAACUGACAUGCUGGUCCCUGUAAGGCAAACAGAGGGUAUUAAUGCAACAGGAAGAUGACAGGUUGUGGGGUCCCACUCCUCUGUUCCCGGGGAGCUACCUGACCAGUGCCAGCCCUCACUGUGCCCUGACUUGGCCUAUCUGAACUGCCACCUUUAGAACAAAGACAGGGACAGUUCUGUGUUCACAACCCUCCAGAAUCUACCCAGUGGGAGAUACUGAGGACCCAGGAAAAGCCUCUGGGACUGAUGGGAGGUAUCAGAGCUAAUCGGAGCAAAGCCCUUUCUUUCACUUGGCAUCCUCGGAAAAAGAAAGCCAGGUCAGAAGUGUUUAAACCCUGUCCUGGUAUCGGGGAGGUAGGACUUCAACCUUUGCCUGCCAUACCCCCUCCUAACCUGCAUUGUUACAGGGCCUCUACCCCAUAACUCCAGUACAACCCAACCAGUGAAGAGACACCCUCUGCCUUGCCCCAGAACUCUGAUAACUAGGGCACUCAACAAGGACUUAUGGCAGGCCUCUCUACCUGUUCCCCGGAGCCAUUAUACCUAAGGCAGAGAAACUAGAACUGGGGGAAAGGGUGUGUUCUCAGCUGGAAAAUGACAAAGUGAGAAACCAGAAACUGAAGGAGCCCAGAAAGUAGCAGUUUCUAGGCCAGAUGAUCAAGGGUCCCAAGUGUGUGUGCCAGCAGCUCAGAACAUGGGGACCCAGUGGGCUCGCCCUCCCUCUAUGGGAUUCCCUAGAAUCUAAACAAGCCUGCUUCUUAAAUAUAUGAGGAGCAGAGUUUUCACUGCUCUGGAUUGCACUUUUACACAUCAGCAGUGAGUUAAGCUCUCUGUUGGUUUAAAGAAAAUUCAUAGUCCAGGUGACUUUUUCACUUCCUCCUCCUUUGGAAACAAUAUGUAGUGUCAUUUGAUGACACCGAUCCCAGUGGGCCCUGUGCCGGGGCUGACCUUUGCUGCGUUUGUACCCCUAAGCUGGGCUGUCUCUACUGCCUCCUCGGAAGCCACCCGAGCCGCUCGGUCUGUCUGUGCCUAGACAUCAAAGGUAAAAACUGGAGAACAGGUAGUAAGUUGGAGUCAUUGCCCAGGCAGGGAUCUUUUAUCAUUUUGUUGCUUCUGGAAAUUUUUUACAGCACUUACCUUCAAAUUGAUUUGUGGGAGACAAGAGCAGCAACAUCUACCUGUUUCAACACUGGACAAAACCAUACUCCAAAACUUAAGACACAUACACAUACACCAAGAGUAGGGGAGGAGGGAGAGAGAGGUCUUCCAUGGGUGGGGUCCCAGAGAAGUAAGCCUCCAUGGCAAAUGGAAUGAGACAGCGGCCCUCUAAGGGUCUUUUUGGUCCUAAAGUCUCUACCCUCACAACAGCUUCUCACUUAUUUGUGUAGCCAUGUUUGCCCAGUUAAUUCUGGAAGACUUCCAGCCUUCCUAGUUGCACCACAUCUUACAUCCACGUUAUAUGUGAGCAGAUUUGGGUAUGUGACUGCAUGGGUUGACAAACAGGUAGGGAUAGUGCCCAACAGCGUAACCAAGGAUGGUUCUUGCAGGUCCUGCCCUCUCACCUUGCCUGUCCAUUUUCACAACAACGGACCAAGCACUUCCACAAGUCCUCACAGUCCUCACUCCAGUUCUGUGGAAUUAGCUAGAGAACUACGGUCCGUAGUUAGCACAGCUGAGGGAAGCGACGCUCUCAAAGGACACAUGACUUCGCAAGUGGCAGUACAGCGACAAGCACCUCCGUGGCCUGGCUUCUGGUCUGUGCUGGAGCCCUGUCCUACAGCCCCCCCUUGGUAGCACACCGCUAUAUAAACAAAGCCCUGUCCAGACACUGCAGCCCAAUGCAGUUAUCCAGGUGACUGCACUUAGGCAAGGAGGGGGGGACGGACACCAGAGAUUGGCCAUCUUGCUGUCCAAUAAAUUGCAGAAGUUUAGGCUUAAAUUGAGGUUGUUUGCUUAUUCAAAGUUAUGUAAGCCAGUGCUUUUUCUUUUCAGUACAUAUGGGAAAGACAAACUCCUCCCUGACUGCCAAAGGGCUUCCUUAGUCGACAGAGUCAAUCCCAGAGAAAAUGGCUGCCCAGAGAAUUGUGGGCUCAACCUUUAUCCUAAAGGGAUGGCACACAGAACCUACCUUCUUUCCUCCCUUCCUUCCUUUUUUCUUUCUUUUUUUUAAUAAUCUUUUGAAAUGGGGUCUCACUAUGUAGUUAUGACUAUCCUAGGAUGUCCUGGUUUACUGUGUAGACCAGGCUGGCCUCGAACUCACAGAGAUCAGCUUCCAAGUGCUGAAAUAAAGGUGUGUGCCACCCCCGCCCAGCACAUUUCUUUACAAUUAAGUUCUGCCAAGUAGGAAGGCUUAUUAAACACUUUCAGGAUUACAGAAUGGUAGUGGGCUUUGAUGAUAGAAUGCUGGGUCUUUUCAGAACCAAAAUGGGUGAGUGGGGGUAGCUUUAAUAAUAGAGACACAGACAACAUCCAGGUGGGUGCAGCGAUGUCACAUUACCAAGUGCAGAUAAAACUGACGCCUGCCCACCCAGGAUUUGCUCAGUCAAGGAAAUUCAUAUGGUCGAACAUCCCUACUACCCAUGGUUUAAAAAAAAAAAAAAUCUGCCUCUACCAGAAUCUGUGAAGGAGAAAG